CGCUUUAGGAAUCGGCAGAACUUGAGUCUAGAAGCAAGCAGGCGUGUAUUGCAAGUGGGUGAGCAGUCGAGUGUCGUCAGGCAGCCUUUUCUGGAACCGAAAUUACACGCCACACGUAACACAGAGAACUUCGAGCCGCCCUUUGCACCAGGAUAAAUUAAACUCAAGCCAAGGAUAAGUGAUACUGUGACAUAGCAGAUAUGGUGUCGUCAACCGUGGUCGAGAAUGGCGAGACAACCGCCCUGGCGGUAAAUUCGGCACCAGCUGUCGGCGUACCGCCUGGCGAUUAUAGACUCGUAGGAUGGGACAUGGACGCCACUGGUAGGAGACUGAUCGACGAGAUUUGCCAAAUUGCCGGGUACACGCCUAGUUCCACCUAUGGCCAGUAUGUCAUGCCUUUCAAGGAUCUCAAUCCACCGGCGAGAAAGAGGCACAAUAUUAGAGUUGUUACCAUCGGAAAAUACCGAAUGCUCAAGGACAACAAGACAAACAAGGUAUUGAAGACGAAAAGUGAGAUAUCCGCUCUGAUAGAUUUUAUCACGUGGCUUGAGUCGGUCAAGGGAGAUGCAGCCGACGGUGUGAUUCUAGUUUAUCAUGAGCCACGCAAAGUCAUACCUUCCAUGCUGCUCGAGUCAUUAAGGAAAUUCAACCUUUUAGAUCGAUUCAAGCAAACCGUCAAAGGCUUUGCAAACGGGUUUAACGUUGCAGAGGUCAAAUGCGCCGAUACAGUACGCACAUUUUCCUUACGCACAUUAUCGCGUGUUAUGCUAGACAAGGAAGAAGAGUUGGACAAUGCUGUUGAUAGGGCGCGGCUAGCUCUCCAAGUCGUGCAGCACUUGAGUGCUGGUGAAGAAAAUGCAAAAGGUGCCGAGGGUAGCGGAAGUGGUGAUAGCGACGCAGCGACAAAAGGGACCAUAGAACUAAUAAGAGAAUUCGUACAGCCAACACAUGUCGAAGAAAAGGAAUUAGCGGGCUUGAAAUUGGUUCUCAAUCGCCAAAACAGUCUAAGACCUGUCUUCGGAAUGCUACUUCGCCAAAGUCGCCGCGAACGACAACACGCUAGCCUCUUACGCCGAUUAUUAGCUGAGGCUAAUGUCGACUAUGCAGAACUGCAGGACGUAUGGUUAACGGAGAAAAAGGAGGGUCUGCAAAAGUUAAUAAAAGAGAAAGUAACAGGAGCGAAGGAAAAGGAGGAAGAGGAACUAUUAGAGGUACUCGAGUGUCACUUUGACCCAGAAAAAAAGAUGAAACCGAGAUUAGAUGUUGAAAAAAAAGAAGGAAAGAAAGGAAACGUUGGCAAAGGUGCAGCGGAAUCUAAGGAGAACGUCAAAAAUGAAUCCGUUAUUGAGAGUCCGGAUACGACAACAACGAGUUCUCCUCUGAAAGAGAAACUUGCACCCCAGGAGAAUGCCGAGGUAAAAUCUACGGAUGUGAAAUGCGAAUAAAAUCAAAGUAUCCUGAAGCCAGUGCCUUAUUUCAAAUACAGAGUGAACAUUUUUGUUCUUGAAUUUCCUACAUUGGUAUGAUAAUCUUUAAAAACUAAGUGAAAAUGUUGAUAAAAAAAAAAAAGAGAAAAGAUAUGCUAAGAAAAGAAAAGCGGCAGGUGAAGUUAGCUUGUUACAAAAAGUUUUAUUUAGAUUUCUCGUGAUAUUCGGACACGUUUGUCAGUCCUGGAGACUACACUGUCCGGUUCGAUUCAUAUAGUACUAUAUUAUAUUAUAUUAUGUUAUUAUAUUAUAUUAUUUACUUUAGUUCGUCACAAAAUGAACGUAUUAUUUUUUUUCUUUUUUUUUUUUCCUGUUUAUUAUCUACCGAGUUUUGUUGAUUUUUUGUAUUUCUUCGUUUUCUAUCUAAAUAAUAAGAUUCGUUUAAUCUCCUUAUGGAAUUACGUUGGGGUCACACAAAUAAUAAAUAAAUGAAUAAUCCCAAUGUAAAAAAUUUAUACUUAUAUCGUACUUGAUUGAAUUAUCGAUUUGCUGUUGCCAUUAUAAAUAUUAUGGAUAACUUCUGUGCAUAACUAAAAUUGCAAAUAUUUGGUUUUGUUAUUUUUUAUUUUUAUUUUUUCCUUCAAAGUAUAAACUGGCGGAACAUUCCUGCUGCGUCAAAAACAAAAACCGUAAAAAAAAAAAAAAAAAAAAAACUAACUGCAAAUAAAACGAGCAAAAAAAAAACAAGGUGAUAUGCAUAAUUACAGAAUUAAUAAAAGCAAAUAAAU
Diprion similis is the source of this 2215-nucleotide messenger RNA. RefSeq names its product maternal protein exuperantia (gene exu). Gene Ontology annotation, biological process: bicoid mRNA localization. Gene Ontology annotation, molecular function: protein homodimerization activity; RNA binding. The transcript has 6 exons. Bases 201 to 1445 code for a protein of 414 amino acids. Lineage: Eukaryota; Metazoa; Arthropoda; Insecta; Hymenoptera; Diprionidae. The record is from RefSeq and is a predicted model, not a curated record.